ACCACCCCCGACAACACCCCCUUCUCUUCUCUCUACUUCGUUGACUUCUCAAGCCUUCUCUCUGGCAACUUCCACGCCUACAACUUCACAAUGGCUGACCGAUUCCCUUCGUUAGACGAGAUCGAUGCCGGACACACCGAGCCACGCGGUAACUCAAACUUCGAUCUCGUUGGCGAUGCCACUGAUGGCGACGACUUCCUGUCCCGCGAGCGAGCACUACUCGGCGACGACGCGAACCAAUUCACAUCCCCAGGCGACCGAGUAGCGACUGUCGAGGACGGCGGAGAUGAUGACUUGCUGGGAGGGGACUUUCAAAGCAAUGCCGGUGGACAGGAGAUGGCUGGGUUCGAGGAUUCCUUCCCGGCGAUUGAUACUACAAACGACCACAUGGCCCCAGGCGGAACUAUAACCGGCAGCACCCUUCCAUAUCUCCCCGGCGCCCCGACCACCGGCCGCGCAUACACACCAAUGCGCUCAGACUCCCCAGAGCCGGACGUCAUCCGAGAAUGGCGCGAGCGACGUGAUCUUCAACUCCAGCACCGCGACGAGAUCUCUGCGGAGCGAAAGCAGCAGACCGUCAAGGAGGCACAAGAGAACAUUGACGACUUCUACGUCAACUACAACAACAAGCAAGAGAAGCAAAUGGAGCAGGCACGUCGGGAGGCGGAUGAGUUCCUAGCUUCGAGAGAGGACACUUCGUCCGGCGGAACGUCAUGGGAACGAAUUGCAAAGCUUGUGGACCUGAGUGGGAAGGGCGUCAAGGGCGGAGCCAGCGGAAGUGAAAAGCAGAAGUUCAGAGAGCUACUCUUGAGCUUGCGGAAAGAUGAGAAGGCCCCCGGAGCCACUGGCUACUAGGUUGCGACUAUCAUCCGGGGUCUGUUGAUGGUUUGGCGUGACUGCACAGUAAACGGGCAUUGGUGAUAUUGGACGGAGCUGGUUGUAGGGGCCUUCUUCUCUGGGGCUCAGACGGCCUUUGUAUGAUUCGGGCGUUUAUAUCGGUUUUUCGAGACCAUUUUCUGCACUGGCAAUUUGCUUUGCGGUCGAGUCUGUUCUCUUUCGAAAACAGUGCAAUGUGUUAAUAUAAUCAUCCCAAUCCAGCUAUGCCUUCGAGGCUGGUCAAGGAUUCCGUGACAUCACCCAUCACCACUUAGCAACA
Mytilinidion resinicola is the source of this 1156-nucleotide messenger RNA. RefSeq names its product clathrin light chain. Gene Ontology annotation, molecular function: structural molecule activity; clathrin heavy chain binding. Gene Ontology annotation, biological process: intracellular protein transport; clathrin-dependent endocytosis; clathrin coat assembly. Bases 91 to 855 code for a protein of 254 amino acids. The transcript is spliced from 3 exons. Lineage: Eukaryota; Fungi; Ascomycota; Dothideomycetes; Mytilinidiales; Mytilinidiaceae. Gene Ontology annotation, cellular component: clathrin coat of trans-Golgi network vesicle; plasma membrane; clathrin coat of coated pit. The record is from RefSeq and is a predicted model, not a curated record.